Messenger RNA from Oncorhynchus nerka (sockeye salmon), 4603 nucleotides. Its product is annotated as gastrula zinc finger protein XlCGF26.1-like. Gene Ontology annotation, molecular function: RNA polymerase II cis-regulatory region sequence-specific DNA binding; DNA-binding transcription repressor activity, RNA polymerase II-specific. The record is from RefSeq and is a predicted model, not a curated record. Lineage: Eukaryota; Metazoa; Chordata; Actinopteri; Salmoniformes; Salmonidae. The coding region runs from base 588 to 2102 and encodes 504 amino acids. Gene Ontology annotation, cellular component: nucleoplasm. The transcript is spliced from 2 exons. Gene Ontology annotation, biological process: regulation of transcription by RNA polymerase II.
CUAUCUAACUAAGUUUGUUGUUCAUUCCAACUUCCCACUGUGUAUGAAAAGUUACAGUAGAGCUGUUUCAUGAUGAACUGUUUCAAUGAGAAGGUAGAUGUUAUUUCAUGCUACUGACACUUGCAUGGUUUGACAUCAGUAUUGUCAGCAUUUGUUUUAUUUACUGAGCUGUCUGGAGUGAUCAGAGAGUAGACUAAAGAAGUGAAGUAGACAAACUGCCAGUGUUUAAAUUUCUAUGAAGUGAGUCUGUGUCCUUUCUAACCCUUGUUAUAGUGAAUGGAUGUUGAUAUGAAAUGAGUCUGUGUAGUUACUAACCCUUGUUAUAGUGAAUGGAUGUUGAUAUGAAAUGAGUCUGUGUAGUUACUAACUCUUGUGAUAGUGAGUGGAUGUUGAUAUGAAAUGAGUCUGUGUAGUUACUAACUCUUGUGAUAGUGAGUGGAGGAUGAUAUGAAAUGAGUCUGUGUAGUUACUAACCCUUGUUAUAGUGAGUAGAGGAUGACAAGCCCCUUUUUUUAGCUUUCACCUCUUACCCACUUUUAGAAUAGUUUUAUUCCCCUGUAUUGUACAGGCUCCUGAUAUGAAUACAUAUGUCACCCGGUACAGACAGAAGAGGACCGGCCACCCCUUUGAGCCUGGUUCCUCUCUGUUUCCUCCAAGGUUCCUGCUUUCUAGGGAGUUUUUCGUGGCCAUUGUGCUUCUACAUCUGCAUUGCUUGCUCUUUGGGGAUUUCGGGAGACCAUGUUGAGACAUUCUCUACAUCCAGAGAGCAUCAGCAGGAAGAUCACAUUGCAAAGAGGUCUCACCACUGCACACAUUGUGAGGAGAUUUUCCCAUUUCUAUCAAAGCUAAAAAUACACCUAAAAAUACACACAGGAGAAAAGCUUUACUCCUGCUCUGAAUGUAGAAAAUGCUUGAAAACUUCAACUAAACUAAAAGUUCAUCAAAGAACACACACAGGAGAGAAGCCUUACUCCUGCUCUGAAUGUGGGGCGAGUUUCUCUCAACUGGGUACCUUAAAACAACAUGAACGUAUACACACAGGAGAGAAGCCUUACUCCUGCUCUUACUGUGGAAAGAGUUUCUCUCAACUGGGUACCCUACACAAACAUGAACGUAUACACACGGGAGAGAAGCCUUACUCCUGCUCUGACUGCGGGGCUUGUUUCUCUCAUCAGAACAACUUAAAACGUCAUGAACAUAUGCACACAGGAGAGAAGCCUUACUCCUGCUCUGUCUGUGUAAAAUGCUUCAAAACGUCAACUGCGCUAAAAGUUCAUAAUGGAACACACAGAGCAGAGAAGCCUUUCUUCUGCUCUGACUGUGGAAAGAGUUUCUCUCGUCGGGAUACCUUAAAACAACAUGAACAUAUACACACAGGAAAGAAGCCUUACUCCUGCUCUGACUGCGGGGCUUGUUUCUCUUAUCGGAACAACUUAAAACGUCAUGAACAUAUGCACACAGGAGAGAAGCCUUACUCCUGCUCUGACUGUGGAAGGAGUUUCUCUCAACUGGGCUACCUAAAAAGACACGAGCGUUUACACGCAGGAGAGAAGCCUUACUCCUGCUCUGACUGUGGAAUGAGUUUUUCUGAACGGGGCACCUUAAAACAACAUGAACGUAUACACAAAGGAGAGAUGCCUUACUCCUGCUCUGAAUGUGGAAAAUGCUUCAAAACAUCAAAAUCACUAAAACUUCAUCUUAGAACACACACAGGAGAGAAGCCUUACUCCUGCUCUGAAUGUGGGGCGAGUUUCUCUCAACUGGGUACCUUAAAACAACAUGAACGUAUACACACAGGAGAGAAGCCUUACUCCUGCUCUGACUGCGGGGCUUGUUUCUCUCAACGGAACAACUUAAAACGUCAUGAACAUAUGCACACAGGAGAGAAGCCUUACUCCUGCUCUGAAUGUGGGGCGAGUUUCUCUGAACGGGGCACCUUAAAACAACAUGAACGUAUACACAAAGGAGAGAAGCCUUACUCCUGCUCUGACUGUGGAAAGAGUUUCCGUCAACUGGGUACCUUAAAACAACAUGAACGUAUACACAAAGGAGAGAAGCCUAACUCCUGCUCUGACUUUGAAAAGAGUUUCUCUCAGGAGUAAGAGAAGCCUUAGUCCUUUUCUGACUGUGGGGCAAGUUUCUCUCGUCCGGACACCUUAAAAUGACCUGAACAUAUACACACAGGAGAGAAGCGUUACUCCUGCUCCGACUGGAAAGUGUUUCUCUUGAAUGUGCCAUUUAAAAAGACACCAAAGGAAACACGAGAGGAGCCUUACCACUGAUCUGACUGUAGAAAAUGUUAAAACACCAACUGAGCUUAAAGGUCAUUAGAGAAAAGACAAAGGAGAGAAGCCUUAUUUCCGCUCUCAAUGUGGCAAAGAGUUUUUCCCAAUUGGGCAAUGUAAAAACACACCAACGGAUACACACUUCAGAGAAGCCUUAUCACUGCACUGACUGUGGGAAGAGGUUCUACAGAUUGGGUCAUUUAAAAAGACACAAAUGUAUACAUAAAGGACAGGCCUCAUCAGUUCUCUCAGACCAGCUAAGAUUAGACACUCCACUUAAUUCUCAUGUCAUUAAAUAAUUGGCAACGUUGAAUUGGAUCAAAUGAAGAAAGUGUAGAACACUAUUGUAAUCCUGUAGUUUCUCACUGUGAGAGAACAAUGCAGAGGAAAGGGAGCAUUAUAGAAUGUUAGUCUCGCUUUACUGAUCAGUGUGCACCUUGUCAGUUUUGGUGUGAGAGAGAAUAAAGUAGACGGCACACGUCAAACGUUUGAAUUAUGACCCUAUGUCCGGAUGAUGUGUGCAUUCCCAUAUUUGGGCAUCCGGUAAGGACAUCCUGGUGGGAAGUGAUCACGUGGUUAUGCCCAUAUAUGUUCAUCCUGUUCCUGUUCUCACGCCUUAGAGUGAGUGCGACAAUAUGUAUAUAAUGCCUUUGAAGUUGUCAUGAUGAUUGAUGUCUAGUGACCUCUUUGAACUGGGGGGAUGACCAUUUCAAAGAGUUUGACCCCCCCACCUCCUGUUUUAUUGACCUUAGGGUUGUUGUCUAUGAAACACGAAUGUCCUGGGGUAUUGGGGUUGGCAGACACCUUAUAAAUAAAGCCCAGAACAAGACAUGUGUCCCCAGAACACUAAACAAGAUUUUUUAAAUCAGCAUGGAUUUUGUGAUCAGUGGCAAAGCUGUGAUGACUGUAACAACGGAAGCAGGACCUCGGUUGAAACAUCGAGAAAGGGCCAAGUAUCAAGCCACAAUAUACGAUGCGCCAAAAAAAGCGGUUUCUAAGUGUGUAUAGAACCCAAAUACCGCCCGCAACUACGCUGAAAGAUCAAGUGCUGAUGUCUAAUGGACAUCAAUCGGGGUAUCGGUUUGAUUACCUGGCCUGUAGAGUGAACCUCUAUACGGUAGCCGAAGGAGAAGAAUAUACAGACCAUACUUUAGGAGUGGACUACGGGCUUGAAGACUGGGCGGUUUUUCGCAAGGUUGUGUGUCCCGAACUGAGCCUUAUCACCAAGGGGUAUAGCUUGUUCAAGGUGCCCCUGACUCCUCAGGAAGAAUAAUUCACAGGGUGAAAAUACAAAGAAAGAAUGAACUUCCAUUUGGCUACGUGGAGUUCUAUUUCGGCAACGAGGAAACCCGCAACCAAAACAUUUGAUGGUGGGGAUUUUAGGUUGCGCAUGCUUAUUCCUUUUCAAAUUUGGGAUCUAAUGGAAUUGAAAAUGUUCCAGCUUUUGGACGCUCUCUUUGUACAGAGCCAACAGCGGCAGAGCAUUGUUCAUGUAAAGAAGUGCAUAAUAUAUACGAAUCCUGAGGAUUAUGAUUCAAAGGAGCCCCAAUUAGGUACAUCCUCAGAAGGGACAGCCUCCGAAGACAACUAAGUAUGCGGUUGCGUUAACCACGCCCUGAUGCCCAAAGGACUGGUUCAACAAUAAAAGGAGUGCCCUUAAAGCCUCCAGUUCUUCAUUUCAUCAUACACCAUGGAUAUUCAUACAACAUACCAGGACUCCGAUACGACAUGGGGGCCAGACCCUAAGGACUUUAUGCCUGGCGAGACCCACGACACCCCCUACAUGUACACAGCCGGAGGACGUGUUUGAUGGGGUAGUCAGUACUAUGUUUGUGGACACCAUCAAGGCCUCUGUAGCCACACUUCUAGACGUGGUGAUUGGAGAAUAUAUAAGAGAGAAAUGCAUCGGUUGUGAGAUCAAUCACCCCAGCAAGCGCCGUAUAUGACCCGCCAAGAUACUACUUCUUCAACCAAUUUGAGGAGCUGGUGAAAAGACUGUGUUCCUGCAGGUUUAUACCAUCGCUGGUCAGAGUCCUGGAAUCUAUGGGUCUUGUGCCGUGUAUCCCCAGAGUUUACUUGGUAACCACGGCAUUCCUACAUGAACUGAAGGAGGCAAUCUACAUCCACGAUAAACUCAAAGAAAUCCGACACACCCUGUUGGACGACAAUAAAUACCAGGAAGCUGUGGUGGCUGAUGUGAUGACUUUCAGGCACAAUAAACCCCAAGUGACCGAGUGACAUUUUGUUAUUUAGAUGUAAUGGGCAACUAUGUGUAUACGAUUUUAGAGAUAAUAAAUAAAUGUCUUCUUUUGAGAGAA